AACUUGUAAACAAAAACUUAUUCCUUUGAGAAGUUUUUUUCGUGUUUCUUUAUAAGUCAGUGAAAUUCACCAGUUUCUUACGAGGCUCUAUCAGAAGGGACUCGCUUUUAAGUAGCUGAACGGGAAUUAGCAUCGCUGCGCCCUUCAAGUGGCACGGGAAUUAAAUUUGGCGCCAGAUAAUCAAGCUAGGACCAACCCGUUGCCACUGCGCGCGGAACAGUCAGACUAAGCCCGCGAAAAUUCAAAAUAACGAAAGGAGCUCGUGGCGUCAGCUCGUCUUUUCCGUCUUCAGAGAGGAAUCCCCUACUGUCUUUUAAAAGGGGAAGCCACCGACAUCCGUUUCAAUUAAGGAGGGUAGUUACGAGAGACAUAUUCCACGGAAAUCAUCAGAGGAACAAUGGACCGGGAUUUCGACAUAUAGAUUUUCCGAUUUUUGCGAUAUUUUAGAAAUAUUUACAUUUAUUCACUGAUGUGGCAAACAUGCACGGUUGGGGUCGUAAAUUCCUUCCUCCCUUGAGGGGUAGCCAAAUUGCCAGUAUAAAAAGCAAUUCCGAGUAUACGUCAAACGAGCGAAAUUUCCAUGUGGCAACAGUGUAGAUAGUGGUGAUAGUGACGAAUUUGUGAUCAAGAAUUUGUGAUUCAAAAUGAAAAGGACGGAUUGGAGCCGAAUUACUGACGUAAGUACAGCUUUUUCUCGUGGAAAUGCUCCACAUGUUCCUGUCUAAAGAUAUAUGCUUAAUUCCUAUUUUUCAGAACAACAAAUCUUAUUGACACUCCUCAACCCCAACCGGAUUCACAGGACACAUGGCUCAACUCAUACCAUGCGGGAACUUUUUGUUUCUUCACCAAAGCACUUGAUGAUCUCAUCUUCAAUGACUUAAUUAUACUGUGGAGAAAACAUUUUGAAAGAAACAUGACUCACUUUCUGGGAUUGAAAUUUUCCAAGUUCAUGCACCGAUAUCUAAGAAUCAGUCAUUCGCAUUGUAAACCCCGAUGGACGGCCUUGACAUUGCAUUUCCCUCAUGUUGCGUUUUAAAAUCGUUCAGUGGAGGAGUUUUCAACAUCCAUUUCCCUCAUCAGCGAUGCCGUGUACUGCGGAUAGCUGAAGUGAUCUUGACUUAACUUUACCUAAUGGUUCUGGUCAAUUUUCACAGAAAUGUUGACUCAUGUAAGGGUUAGGUUCUGGUAUGGGGAGGAUGCUUAACAUGAAUUUGAUCGUUCCAGACAAAGAAAAGUAUAGUCGAUAGUGAACACUCAGUCAAUACUGUUGUGAAUUGGGAAUCUUCUCAAGGCCCUGGUUUGUUAAUCCUGUAGCAAAAGAACAGAUAAAAGAAGCCGUGUGAGUGGUAGGAACUUGUCAGGUAACUUGGUAACAUGCCUAGCCUCUCCUAAAAAUGAAUUUACUCUCUCACCUGACAAGUGGAAAGUUCAUGUUAAACCUUUUUAGCAUAUCAUUUUUUUUUUUGACGUAAGUUUAAUGAAACUUUAUUAUUUAUGAAGACCGAUCCAUCAAGAAUGAAACUUCAGCAGUUGAAAUUCUCAGCAUGGAGUCACUCCACCAUGGCUAUGUCUUCUCUAACUGCAAUUCGAAAGAUUUCAUCUCAAAGCUGUGAUAUGGUCGUUCUGAAGGCGGUCUAGCUGCCUCCCUAACAUCAAUCCUUUCAGAGUUAUUAAAUGGCUAAACUUACUUUAAAGCCACCCUCAUAUAUACAUUGUUUUCUUUCUUCUCUGUGGAACAGGACAACCGCGAAAUGGAUUCAUUCAUCAACCAGACCACCAUUUUGGCCCGGUCAAUGGGGCCGCCUCAGCCGCCCCCGAAUAUCGCAGCGGCAGCGCUGCAUGUAUCUGGCAGUGUGGAGGAAGCGGCUACAGUCCUAAACUCCUUCAAAAAAAAAACAUUGGACGCAAUCAAAUUAAAUGACCUCAAAAUUGAGAAACAGAAGAUGGAAAAAAGGAUUAGAGAUGAACAGAGGCAGAAAAGGUUAUUGGAGUAUGAGAAUAGCAGACUUGAUGAGAAACGAAAGAUGGAGAAAGAUUUAAGAAGAACGAAACACAAGGAAGAGAGAGAAAAGGCAAAUUACAGAUACAAAAAAUACAAAGAAAGAAGACAUAAUAAGGAAGAGAAAAGAGAAAGUUACCGGCGGAAGAAAAACAAAGAAAGGAAGACACGCAAAGAAGAAGAAGAAGAAGAAACUUACAGACGGAAGAGAGAUGAAGAAAGGAAGACACGCAAAGAAGAAGAAGAAAAAGAACGUAACAGACGGAACAGACACAAAGAAAGGAAGACACGCAAAGAAGAAGAAGAAAAAGAACGUUACAGACGGAAGAGAGGCGAAGAAAGAAGACAGGCAGAACAGGAUAAGAGAACUGAGAGAGGUUCCAGGACCCCUCCAACCUCACAGCAAGAAGGAACACCAAAAACACCCCCACGUAUCAUAGAUUCAGGUUCCAGGACCCCUCCAACCUCACAGCAAGAAGGAACACCAAAAACACCCCCACAUAUCAUAGAUAACCUAACUAUUUCCUCAAGUGAAAAGGAAAACAAUGAUCACACUGGAUUCGAAGGACCUAUUGAUUACACUGGGCGCGGUAGUUCGUGCGAUUUUCCCAAUUAGUAGGUUGGUGCACACGUCAGACAGAAGACAAAGUACCUGUCUACAAUUUACAUUUUUUCUUCACUUUUUCUUUUUAUAACUUUAGUUGUUUUUUUUUAAGGUUUAAUAACCGAAUAUAAGAUGAUAAAUUCUUGAUUAAACACUUUUUUGGAUUAAACAA
Molecule: messenger RNA, 2775 nt
Organism: Bemisia tabaci
Lineage: Eukaryota; Metazoa; Arthropoda; Insecta; Hemiptera; Aleyrodidae
Source: RefSeq, a predicted model, not a curated record